UUAAAGUUGUCUAAAACUGAUAAAACUAAUACUUGUAUUCACUUCUAGCGGGUGUCGGUUCCCUUUGCGUCGGUCUUAUAUUUUUUUGCUCAAUAUUCGCCUCAAUAUUGACGGAUAGAUUCGGUAUACAGAAAGUAUGCUUUGUUGGCGGCCUACUGGCGACCGUAGGAAUGUACAUGAGCUCCCUGUCCACCAGUUUAUCGCAUCUAUACCUAACCUAUGGUGUCAUAUUAGGCCUGGGUGCAUCUUUAAUCUACGCCCCAUCACUUGUCAUAUUAGGUCACUAUUUCAAACGACGAUUGGGUUUAGUGAAUGGGUUGGUCACUGCGGGAAGUUCUGUCUUCACCGUAAUUAUGCCGAUAUUACUUAAAAUGUUGAUCGAAAGCAAAGGACUGCAAAGUACUCUUGAAUAUCUAUCACUACUCAUGUCGGCGCUCAUGAUCUGUGCCCUUACGUUCAAAGAGAAUAUCGCAUUCAAGAGCUCCGCCUGCAGUAGUGGUGACAUUGAAAAGUCGAAACCCAAAAGUGUGGCCAAGAAUAUAGUGAACGGUUCGCUGUUCCGCAACAAGUUAUACCUAUUCUGGUCGACAACAAUCCUCAUAUCACUCUUUGGAUACUUUGUACCGUUCUUUCAUUUAGUGAAACAUGCAAAUGAUGUCAACUCUGAAUUUAACGGCGAAAUACUGGUCACAUGUAUCGGUGCCUUCUCCUGUUUGGGCCGAUUCAUAACCGGACCCAUUGCUGACAUAUCGCGUGUCAAUCGCGUUGUUUUACAACAAAUAGCUUUCUUAUCAAUCGGUUUAUUAACAAUUCUCAUAACAGUUGCCAAUAGUUUUGGUCUGUUAUUGAUAUGCUGUGGUUUAGGACUGUUUGACGGCUGUUUCAUAUCACUUCUCGGACCCAUUGCUUUCGAUUUGGUUGGACCCGAGAAUGCAAGUCAAGCCAUUGGAUUACUCCUCUCUUUUUGCUCAUUGCCAUUGACUGUGGGCCCACCCAUAGCUGCCUAUAUAUACGAAAUCAAAGGCAAUUAUACGAUGGCGUUCGCAUUGGCCGGCAUUCCUCCACUGUUAGGGGCUUUCCUUAUGUUUUUCAUUAUUAAAUUUCAGAGAGAUUUGAGAAAUAGAGCUAAACAUUCGUACGAAGAAACCAAUGGCUUCAAGCCUAUCAACGGAGUUAAAUCAUCAACAAAUCAAUUGUGUGCAUCACUAGUCAGUAAUAAUAUCUAAAAUCACAAUAAACUAAUUUUUAUGCUAUCAAUUGGUAAACUGAGCGAACAUUUAACUCUAUAUACAUAAUAUAAUUUGUUGUAAAAUAUAUUAAAAAUCAAAACCGUACUCAAGUGCCAUAAAUAUAAUAUAAAAUUAUUUUUAAUGAAUUGUUAAAACGUUUCACGAGUCAAAUAAUGGG
Molecule: messenger RNA, 1407 nt
Organism: Oppiella nova
Lineage: Eukaryota; Metazoa; Arthropoda; Arachnida; Sarcoptiformes; Oppiidae
Source: the annotation of a GenBank genome assembly